UUGAUUUGACAUAUUUCAAAUGUUAAAAAAUGAAAAAGAGAACACAAUUUAAUUUAUCUUCUAAAAAGGUCUCGAAAGAAAACACACAAAAAGCUUUGCUUUCAUCUUCUCUCUUCUCCUUGAUGGAUUCAAGUCCCGGAGGAAAUCAAAAAGACGGUAACUUUAUUGAAACCCAUUUUCUAAAACCUUAUGUAACCUCCUCCAUUGAUGGUGCUGUAGCUGAGCUUCCUCGUCACCGUCUCUGUGUUUCUUCAUCAGACCUAAAGGAGUCAUUUUCUAGGAUUUCGUUCAAUGGGUUUUGGUCUGCAGAUCGUGAUUUCAAAUCAUGGGCUAAAAAAAUGGAAGCUUUGCACGAACCCACUUGGAGAAAAGCUGGGAUUUUUGAGGCAAUCAAGGCAUCGGCAUACGAAAUCCCUAAAAACCAGUCUUUGAUUUUAUCUCUUGUUGAGAAAUGGUGUCCUGAAACCAAAUCAUUCGUAUUCCCUUGGGGUGAAGCAACGAUAACCCUCGAGGAUGUACUUGUUCUUUUAGGGUUUUCUGUUUUGGGUUCUCCUGUUUUUGCCACUUUAGGAGGAAGCUCAGAGAUGGGAGAGUCCGUAGAGAAACUGGAGAAAGCUAGGUAUGAGAAUAGAGGCCAGGAUGGGUUAGUGAGACGAAGAUUAUGGAUUUCGAACUUCUUGGGUAGAGGUGAUCAAAUGGAGCAUGAAGCUUUCCUUGUAAUGUGGCUUUCGCAAUUCGUUUUCCCGGAUAUGUCUCGUCGUUCUAUUUCGAAAAAUGUUGUCCCUAUCGCUGUUCGUUUAGCUAGAGGUGAUAGGAUUGCUCUUGCUCCUGCUGUUCUAGCGAGACUAUACAGUGAUUUGGGUCAAAUUCAAGUUUUUGCUAGUAAAAAGUCCACUAGAAAUGUUACUCUGAAGUCACUGUUUAAGUUAGUUCAAGUAUGGGCAUGGGAGAGAUUCAAGGAUGCUAGACCAAAAGCUAGAGAGAUACCAAAAGGUGAACCUAGAAUAGCUCGGUGGUACUAUCCGUUUCAAACAUCUGAGAAUGUGAGAUUGAACCUUGAUGAUUUCGAGUGGCGUCCUUACACUAAACCUUUAAAGAAUUGGAUCCCUCCUCGGUUUUACCCUGAAGAAGCUACGUGGAUGACUGUUGAUGACAAUCUUGAUGAUGAGUUUGUUUCGUUUGCUCGAUGUAUGAGAGUUUCUCAUCUUGUUGGGAUUGGUAUUGUGGAGGGUUACUAUCCGAAUCGAGUGGCAAUGCAGUUCGGGAUGACUCAAGAUCUUCCUGGCUUAGUUACUGAUCGAAGAAGUUUCACAGAAAAGGAGGCAUGGGAUGAUUACAAUAAGUCUCUUGAUGGUGUAAAGCUGUACAUGCCUUCUUGUCUUGCUACGCCUUCUGUUACUGAAAGAUAUCAAGAUUGGUGGUUGAAAUUUAUUUCACAGUUUCUGAGUCCUUCAGAAUCAACUGAAACUUUUAAUGCAAGUAAUAGAAUUGAUGUUGAUGAUGAUGAUGAUGUGCAGCCUUUGGGUCAAGUGCUUCAGAAGUGGGGAGAGAGCUUUCUUAGGAAAGUCAAAAGGUUUAAGUCGCGCAAGUUAGCGAAAAAUCUGAGAAUGGAGAUAGAGAAAGAUAAGAUUGGUGGUAGUGGUGCAUCAGCUUCAACGGAAUUACCACUUAGUCAGUUGUUUAAGGAGGAGUUGAUGAAGAGAACAAGUGAGCAUUUAAGAAACAAGGGAAGCAAGCGAGCUCGUGAGGAUGAUGGGAGUUCUAUGGAUCACAAAGAAGAUGAAAAAGAUGAUGACAUUACCAUUGCUCAGAUUAUCAAAUCUAGAAGGAAUGACGAAACUGGAAGUAACGCUAAGAAUAGUAUGGUUCAGAGUUCAUCUAAUGGAAACAACUCUUCAGAUCCUCUUGUUGAUUCUAAUGGAGGUAUAACUAACACUGUUGUGUCACCACCAGAGACGAGGCAAAUAUGUGAUGAUGAGCUUCAUGUAAAUGGAACCAAGGAAGAAGAAUGUCUGGUCCAUGAAGAUGGAAAAAAGCAGAGAUGCAAUGAGAAUUUGUGCAGUGAAGCUGAGAAAGAAGAAGAUAUUGAUGAAAGAUUGAGAAAGAGAAGGCUUUCAAUAAAGGAGAUACAACUGAAGCUGGAGACACGUAUCAUGAAGAUGGAGAAGAGCUUGGCAGUGAUUAGAAAAUGGAAAACAAGAAGAAACCAGACCAACAAUGGAGUUUCUGCUUUAAUUUAACUACUUGUGUCUAAACUAUUCUCUCUGUAACCUCUUCAAGAGCAUCUUAUGGAAACAGACACAUCAAUGUCACUAGUAAAGUAGUAAUUAACCUUGCUAUGGUUUUGUUUUUGUUUGUUUGUUCUUUUGCAUAUUAUGUGUAUGGAGAACUUAUCACUCUAGACCACAAACCUUUAUGUAUGAUGUUUUGUGUAUUGGUUUAGUUUGGUUCGGUGUGGACA
Camelina sativa (false flax) is the source of this 2461-nucleotide messenger RNA. Its product is annotated as Aminotransferase-like, plant mobile domain family protein. Gene Ontology annotation, biological process: meristem maintenance; meristem development. Lineage: Eukaryota; Viridiplantae; Streptophyta; Magnoliopsida; Brassicales; Brassicaceae. The record is from RefSeq and is a predicted model, not a curated record.